GGCGGGACGAUUCAAAGCACAAACAAGAUGGAUUUGAUACCUGCGCUGCAGUUCCUGAGGUUAAAUCAUAUUUCUGAAGACUGGGUGGAUGCAGUGUGGGAGUUGGAGUUCACAGAGAGAAAAGCGCUGGACGAUGCCACAAAUAAGGAACUCACAGCCACAAAGGGAAACGCCUUCCAAACCCUGUACCAUUGUUUAAUCCGAGCUUCUGAACAGACAAACUCUGCAAGCAGUGAUGGUGCUUCACAGAGUAUUUGGGUUACUCUUGCACAGAAUGGCGUGUCAGUCAAGUCUCUCGUGGCAGUGCUUUCAUUUUUUGUUCUUGGUGCUAAAAAUAAAGCAGCUAACGUUCAGCAGAGGUUGGACGGACUGUACGCUGCCUCUCUCUACCUGCUAUUGCUGAGAAUUCCAGGGAGCAUCGCCAAUAAGGUUUUUCACGAAGUAUUGUUUGACACGUGCUCUGAGCUGACCUCAUACUGCUGGCCUCAGGACUCUGGGAAAAAGCGCAAGAAGGAUGGCACGAAGGCUUCUCAGACAGAAGGCAAACGUUCAAAACCGCAGAGAAAAGAUGUUACAGAGAUGGAAAUUGAUGAGGAGGAGGAUGAGGAGGAACAGCUUAAUUUCUCUGGCCAGGACCUAAUGAAGAUCAGGGAAGCUGUCGUCGUGUUGGUUCAAAGCCUUCUCAGACUCCUGCAAACAUUUCCGCUCAAAGACAGACCACAGAGCGCCAGCAACUGCACACGGAUUUUCAAUAGGCUGUUGUACUUUGAACCUGUCAUAGGCAAUCUAACCUUUGCUGCUCCACAAGAUGUCACCCAAUUGAAGAGUGUUCCAGAGAUGGCUUUCUAUGGCUUUAAACUACUUUGCUUGCCAAAACAUGGAGAUCAGACAGAAUCCCUGAGGAGGGUGUUCCACCAGCUUCUUUACGUGAUUCUGAUGAUGAAUAAAGGCAACAGAGGAAAACCUUCCCUCCUUGUUCCUAGCCAGGCCAUCCUCGCUGUCCGCGACCAGUCCAUUCAAUUUGUCGGUCAUCUGGUGGAGGAGCUGAAAGAACUCGCAUUGCCUUUCCUUAAAAUCCUUCUGCAGCAUGUCUGCUUCCAGAUGGUGGAGAAAAGUGAGUUUCGAAGUCAUGGAGCCCAGGCCGUGGGCUUGCUGGUAUCUCACAUGAAAAGUACAGACUACGCUUGCUUCAUAAAGUGGCUGUUCAAUUUCUCCAGAAACUCAAAGAUGGUGCACAGGCUGUUCUCUGUGGAUGUCGUAAUGGUUUUGUUGGAGCAGCCAGAGAGGACGACGGAGGAGUGUGAGGAUGCAGACCUGGCAGAUUUCCUGACGCACAAAUUCCUGAUUCAGAACCUGCUAUUUGCCCGAAGAAUGGACGAAUCCCCCACCGUUCAGGGCCACGCCCUCGCCUGCCUUGCUCAGUGUUUGGAACUUCCUUCCCUUAACAUCACUCGGGCUGUCCAUGACCUCUUUUCUGCCACUGGAACCCAGACUGUGUUGGAAAGUGAACUCACAGAAGGAUGUCUCAGUUCUCAGACCAAUCAGAAAACCUACCGAACUCUGCCGUUCAGAACUGUGGAAAUCAGCACCGCUGACAGCUCUGGCUUUGAUGCAAAAGAGAACCUGGCUCUUCUUCGCCGCCGAGUUAAAGACUCAAAGACUAAUGUGAGGAAAGCAGCACUGCAGGCUUUGGUUGGUCUCCUGAAACAUGAUGUAAUCCCCCUCAACUGGGAGAAUCUGGAAACUCUUUCAGAGCGCUGCAGAGACCCAGCUGUGUCAGUGAGAAAAAAAGCCCUGCAGUGUGUCAGAGAGUUGCUCACCGCUAAACCGGAGUGCAGUGUAGUGCAGGAGGCGUGGCUGUAUGGCGUGGUGCCAGCUAUUGUGGAUUCUGAAAAUUCCGUGCAACAAAAAGCCUUGGAAGCUCUGGAACAGGUUUUGUUGGAUCAAGUGAAGCCAUACUCUCAAAACCAUCACCUGGAUGCCAGUCAGAGGCUGACCUGGGACCUGCUAGGCCUCUUGUGCCAUGAGUGCCACAACCUGAGCCGAUAUUUCAGUAGAGCCUUCACCAUCUGGUCAAAACAGGGAAAGUUCACAGCAACGUUCAUGACCAACCUGAUGUCACACACUGAGGCGGACCAUGCCGCCGGUGCGUGGUUGCUUCUCUCUAAGGUGGUAAAAUCAUCACCAAGACUGUCAUACAGCAAGAUCCUUGAUGCUUGGGACACCGUUGUCAGCUCAAAAGAUGUAAAUGUGACAACCUGCUGUCACAUCCUUUCUGUUAUGGGGGACAUUGCAGCUCAUUUGAACGAAGAUACCAAGGAGAGGAUUGUUGCUGAUCUGAUGUCUUGGUUGAAAAAAUUCACCUUGUCCCUGGAAGUAAUAAGUUCUGCUGUGGAAACACUUUAUCAACUUGGCCAAAGUGAGGACAUAAAACAGACACAGGCUUUUUUGAACCAGCACUGCGGUGAACUGAUUUUACUCUGCGAGGUUUAUUUGGCAAACAUUAUUCUCAGUGAAAAUGGAGCCCAAGACCUCGAUGAACAGCUGAUGAUAAAGUAUCUUCACACUUUGGGUGUGGCGUCCCUCCAAAGUCCUGCCAAGGUUGGAAAGAAGACGGUGCUGCUUGUGGAAUCUGUCUUGACAGCACAUUCUGAGAAACUGGCAGAAUUCCAGGAGGAGUUGCCAGCCUCACUUCCUCUGUCUCAGUUUAAAGCAAAUUCUCUGCCAUCUAGAGUCAGAGCCCAUGGUGUCAUCACUCUAGGUAAACUGUGUCUGCAACACGAGGAACUCGUCCAAAAGUACUUGCCAGUGUUUGCCAGGGAGCUCGAGGUCGGCACAGAGGUUGCAGUGCGCAACAAUAUUGUGGUGAUAAUGUGUGAUCUGUGCGUGCGAUACACAAACAUCGUGGACCGCUACAUCCCCAACAUCUCUGCCUGUCUGCGAGACGACGAGGCUGUAAUCCGGGAACAGACUCUCAUCAUGCUCACCAACCUGCUACAGGAGGACUUUGUUAAAUGGAAAGGCUCUCUCUUCUUCCGCUUCCUGAUAGCACUGGUUGACCCCGUCCCCGCUAUUGCCAGUCUGUGCGGAUACUGCCUAUUCCAUCUCCUGCAUAAGAAGAAUCCAGAAAUGUUUAGCCAGCACUUCAUUGAGUGCAUCUUCCACUUCAACUCGUACAGCAAGCACAAGUCCUUCAACAAGUUUCCUCAAAGUGAGAGAGAGAAAAAUCGCUUUUCCCUGAAAGGAGCUCAGAACCGAGAGAAACGCUUUCAGAUCUAUCGCUUUCUAUUGGAGCACUUCACAGAUGCACAGCGUUUCAGUGUCACUAACAAGAUCAACCAGACCAUUUUGGCAUGCUUUGCAGAUGAGGAACUGCCACUGGAUGCAGAUGGAGCUGAAAUUCUAUCAGAGACUUUCAGCCUUUUGAGUCUGAAGGAGAUGAAGCUGCAGACUACAACGACUCCUGCUGAUGGGCCGACAGCAGAAGAGCAAGGGGAGGAAAAUAUGGCCACCAUGGCCAAGGCUGUCCUCGAGGCUGCUAAGAGGAAGGUGGUGUCACAGGUCCAGAAGAAGACCUUCAUAGAGAACACAGUUCCUUUAAUCAUCAGCCUGAAGGGCUUGCUGGAGCGGAAACAUUCUCCCAUACUCAGAGACCUCAUGGCCUACCUUCAGGUGACAAUGCAGGACUACCGAAAGGAAGUGAAGGAGUUCUUCUCUGGUGAUGAGCAGCUGGCAGCUGAGAUCGAGUUUGCUCUUAAGAAGGCAGAAAAUGAUCAAGAGAUUCAGGAACAGAUGGAAAAAUGCAGCGUGACAGGAGACGCCACCAAAACGGCAGUGGCACAGGGUUCAGUCCAAGGUUCUCCAGUAAAGCUGAAACAACUCCAGCCAUUCAACUUUGCUACACCACAGCCACUUCGUCCAAAGAUUCAGCUCGCCAGGCUGGUACUAAGCGAUCACAGGCGUGUGUCAAAAAAAGGGCGAGAAGAAUAUGACGAGGCAAAAUCAAUGACUUUGGAUGGAACAGUGAUGUUGAAUGCUGUAAAUGAUAGAGCCUUCAGCACACCAAAAGGUGUCAACGUCAACGUAACAUUUAGCGAAGGACUCAGCGCAAUUUUCAGUGAUCAAGGACCAAGUCUGAAUAGGGAAACCAGUGUCCUUCAUGUACAGCCAAAUGAACAGCAAGCACCUGCAUUAAGGCAGUGGAAUGUGCAGUCUCCGCUCAGACAAAAGAAAAGACGCUCCAAACUUUAGUUGGAACUUCAUUAUUCUUUUUUCAUUUGAUAUUUUUUAAUGUAAUCUUUAAAACUACUACCACUGUUUGCUGACAUCUUUUUCUGUCUUUAUCUGCUAAUAUCCUUCCACUUUCUCUGACGUUUGUGUAGUAAUUUUGUCUCUUUUUGAAAAUAAA
Molecule: messenger RNA, 4408 nt
Organism: Menidia menidia (Atlantic silverside)
Lineage: Eukaryota; Metazoa; Chordata; Actinopteri; Atheriniformes; Atherinopsidae
Source: the annotation of a GenBank genome assembly